AUGUGCUUCAACUGCAACCAUCAGCAGAAAUUUCACCAUGCGCCGCGUCUCCUUCGCAACGCUCUUCGGAGCAGAUCCCAUCUACGACACCCUCCACCGGUUCGAAACCUCCUGGCUCCUCCCCCAACCAUCCUCGCCGCUCUCCGCGGCCUAAUCGCCCUGUACAUCUUCACGACAAUCUUCUUCAUCUGGGGCUGGGAUGGAACCCACGGUGACCGCAAGGCCAUCGGUCAGUCGUUUAGCUACUUCACCUGGUUGACAUACUGGGGUCUGGGCUUUUACCAUCUCUUCGCGGCGAUCCAUACGGCAUGUUAUGCGCGGACGGGGCGCUCGGUGCUGUUUGAGAAGUGGCCGCGUGCUUGUCGCGUGUUGCAUGGUUGGUUGUAUGCGACUAUCACUACGUUUCCGUUUUUGGUGACGAUUGUCUUUUGGGUUAUUCUUUUUAAGCCGCCGUUUUAUAAGGAGACUUUCCUUGGUUGGUCGAAUAUCUCCCAACACGGCCUCAACUCGCUCUACGCCCUCCUAGAAAUUAUCCUCCCCGCAACAGCCCCCCACCCGUGGAUGACCAUCCCCGUGCUCAUCCUCCUCCUGGCGUUCUACCUGUGCGUCGCAUACAUCACCGUGCACACGGAGGGUUUCUACACCUACUCUUUCCUCAACCCAGCCGCCAAUGGAAGCGGUAUCGUCGCAGGCUACUGCUUCGGCAUUCUCGCCGCGAUUACCGUCAUCUUUUUGAUUUCUUGGUCGUUGAUUCGUCUGCGUGUGUUUUUGACGGGUGAUAAGAGGAAGCGCGCAGCAAGGGAUCCGUUGCGUGGGCAGGAUGGGUAUUCGGGUGUUGAGACGGGGCUGCGGGAGGUGAAGCCUUGAAGCCUGCGCGGGUGUAAUUGGGUGUGUUUGGGGAUGGGGAGGGG
Messenger RNA from Penicillium subrubescens, 911 nucleotides. RefSeq lists its product as uncharacterized. NCBI's taxonomy places the organism in Eukaryota, Fungi, Ascomycota, Eurotiomycetes, Eurotiales, Aspergillaceae. The record is from RefSeq and is a predicted model, not a curated record. Bases 1 to 867 code for a protein of 288 amino acids. Gene Ontology annotation, cellular component: membrane. The transcript has 3 exons.